AUGUCAUCAAGUGAAUAUACAGUAAAAACAAAUUCAUCUGAUAAACAAAUAACGACAACACCAGCAGAACCUUCUCCAACAAUACAUGAUUUAUCAUUUUGGGAAUUAAUUCUUAAAUUAGAUCAAUCAUUUAGUAAUCGUUCAUCUCGUUCAUCAACAAAUCCAUUACAAAAUAUAUCAUCGAUUAUUAUUACAAAUACAAAUGAAAUUGAUUUUGAAUCAUCACCAUUAGCAAAAGUAUUGCUUAUGCUUGAUCAUCCAAUAUUAAAUAAAAAUAAUCAAUUAAUGGAUAAAUUAUUUAAAUUACUUUCGAUUAUAUCACAAAGUUUUCAAAUAUAUAUUAUAAAGAAAAAGGAAGUUUCACCUUUACCUUUAAUAGCAUCAACAUCAAUGACAAUAGAACCACAAAGUCAAACUACAACAACAGCUAUGAGUUCAAUGCAACAACAAACUAAUAAUCAAGCAUUAGGAAAAAAUAAUAAUAAUAAAUUAGUUGUAUCAGAUGAUCAAGUUGUUUUAGGUUCGCAAUUAGAUUUAGUUAUUAAAGCUUUAAUGUCAAAAUCAUGUACAGAAGAUGGAAUAGAAUUUGCAACUAUACUUUUAUUGAAUAUAUCAAAAAUUAAUCAAACUACAAGAGAUAAAGUUUUACAUUUAUUACUUAAUGGUAUUCGUUUAUUAGGCAAAGAUGUUAGUGAAGAAAUCAAUCCAGUAUCAACAACAAAACCUGAGGACCGAGGUGCACCUGAUGAACCUCUUACUCUACCUUCAGCAACAAACACAACAACACUAGCUGAUUCAUCAAUGUCAACACUUAUUGUACGUACUCCAACAUCACAAACNUCAUCUUUAUCCCGUAGACUAAUAUGUAGUUCAACAAUUCUAAUCAGUCGAAGAUAA
Molecule: messenger RNA, 897 nt
Organism: Rotaria sp. Silwood2
Lineage: Eukaryota; Metazoa; Rotifera; Eurotatoria; Philodinida; Philodinidae
Source: the annotation of a GenBank genome assembly